UUUGCGCCAAGAGGUGGAGAAGUGAAAAACUUUUUCCUCUCUGUCGGAAGAUGGCGACGGAGAUACUAAGAACGAAAUGGAUGGCGAUGACGGCGAGCAUAUGGAUCCAGUGCACCUUAGGAGGUUCCUACACCUUCGGAAUCUACUCCGCCAUCCUAAAGUCAACUCAAUCUUACGACCAGUCAACCCUUGAUACGGUUUCUGUUUUCAAAGACAUUGGGGGUAACGUCGGAGUUUUAUCGGGACUUGUCUACACUGCAGCCACCUCAAAUAGCCGUCUCCGUCAUGUACGGGAAGGCCGAGGAAGAGGAGGACCGUGGGUGGCGAUUUUGAUCGGAGCGGUUUUGAACUUCACCGGUUAUUUCUUGAUGUGGGCAUCUGUUACCGGUUUGAUAUGGCGGCCUCCGGUUCCGGUUAUGUGUAUGUUUAUGCUCAUAGCAGCGCAGUCUUUGACGUUUCUUAACACGGCCAAUGUUGUGAGCUCUUUAGAGAAUUUUGCUGAUUAUGGUGGCACUGCCGUUGGCAUUAUGAAGGGUUUUGUUGGUCUAAGUGGAGCAAUGCUAAUUCAGUUGUAUGAAACAAUAUGCCCCGGAGAUCCAAAGACUUUUAUUCUUCUACUUGCCAUAGUACCUUCACUUCUCUCUGUCUUGGUGAUGCCUCUAGUCAGAAUAUAUGAGACAAGCACGGUUGAUGAGAAGAAGCAUUUAGAUGGUUUAUCAACUUUGUCACUUAUCAUUGCAGCUUACCUUAUGAUCACUAUUAUUCUAAAGAGCACUUUAAGUUUACCAUCAUGGGCCAAUGCCGUCACGCUUGCAGUUCUACUCGUUGUGCUUUCAUCGCCUCUACUAAUUGCGAUAAGAGCACACCGAGACAGUAAACCAUUAUCACCUGUUUAUUCCCCUCUGGUAGAAAAUCUGGAAGCAACAACCUCUGGGGAGAUCUUGAUGCUAAGUGAAGACAAAAGCUUGAAUCUCUUACAAGCUAUGCGUAAUGUAGACUUCUGGUUGUUGUUUCUUGCAAUGGUAUGUGGAAUGGGUUCAGGGAUUUCGACGAUAAACAACAUCAGACAAAUAGGCGAGUCUCUUAGAUACUCUAGCAUUGAGAUAAGUGCAUUGUUGGCUUUAUGGAGUAUAUGGAACUUUAUUGGUCGGUUUGGAGGUGGUUAUGUCUCGGAUCUACUGCUACACAGAAAAGGAUGGCCACGUCCGUUGAUAAUGGCUACAACUCUUGGAACAAUGACCAUAGGUCAUCUAAUUAUAUCCUCCGGUUUCCAAGGAAAUCUUUACCCCGGUUCGAUUAUCGUAGGCAUAUGUUAUGGCUCACAAUGGUCGUUGAUGCCAACAAUAACGUCAGAACUGUUCGGGGUUAAGCACAUGGGCACAAUCUACAACACCAUUUCGAUUGCUAGUCCUAUGGGUUCGUAUAUCUUUUCUGUAAGAUUGAUUGGGUAUAUCUAUGAUCAUACCAUUACCGGAGAAGGUAACACAUGUUACGGUCCUCAUUGUUUCCGGUUGUCAUUUGUGAUCAUUGCGUCGGUGGCUUUCCUCGGAUUUCUUGUCUCAUGUGUGUUGGUUUUUCGGACAAAGACGCUAUAUCGACAGAUCUUCGAGAAGAGGUUUCGUCGUCGAUAAGAGGUGUGACUUGUGAAUAAUAAUGUUCAGGUACAUAAUAAUGUACAGUGCCACUUGAAUUUGGUAUUUAUAUCUGUUAAAAAGAAAUUGUAUGUUAACUUUU
This is a messenger RNA of Capsella rubella, 1734 nucleotides long. RefSeq lists its product as uncharacterized. NCBI's taxonomy places the organism in Eukaryota, Viridiplantae, Streptophyta, Magnoliopsida, Brassicales, Brassicaceae. The record is from RefSeq and is a predicted model, not a curated record. The coding region runs from base 51 to 1631 and encodes 526 amino acids. Gene Ontology annotation, molecular function: transmembrane transporter activity. Gene Ontology annotation, cellular component: membrane. Gene Ontology annotation, biological process: transmembrane transport. The transcript is spliced from 2 exons.